Molecule: messenger RNA, 1380 nt
Organism: Penicillium concentricum
Lineage: Eukaryota; Fungi; Ascomycota; Eurotiomycetes; Eurotiales; Aspergillaceae
Exons: 1
Coding region: 1-1380 (459 amino acids)
Source: RefSeq, a predicted model, not a curated record
AUGCACCAAGAUGGUGGUAAUACUGGGACAGUCGAUAAUUGGGGGCCAUUAGGAGCUGAACUGGACGUUUCGAGUGCGCUUGAGGGUCUGCAUAUCUUACUUUGGACCAAGAGUGGCCAGAUGGUUGCCGGCUACACAGGUAUUGGACUCAGCGGGCUCAGAUGGGGACUGGCGGCAGUCGACAAUGAGACAAUGGGGGUUCAGGCGACCUGGUUCCCCGAGGUAGAUGGCCAGACCUUGAAUGUGGCAUAUAUGGAACUUCUUUUGGACAAAGACCAAAUCGUGGUGACAUCCAAAGAGGGCCAGAUUUAUGUGGUUCAACUUUCCACUUCUGAAGGAUCGCCCAGUCUCGAUCUCGUUAGAACCUACAACCUGGAUUCUGUUUUGGCUCCUGGUGAGCUUCUCAUCAAUGCGAUGUACGAUACCGAUGGCAACUUGUGGUUUACGAGCGGUGGCUUGCGAUCUCAGGCCGAAGGUGGACAUGGAGAUCCUGCGCAGAACUCUACCACAAUUGGAUAUAUUGAGCCAACGGGCCCCUUCCAUAUCCGCCACAUCCCAAACGAAAUGGUUGAGAAUGGCAUCGCUGUCACAGGAACCACCGUCUAUGUGAUCACCGGUCCCUCCGGUACCAAGGACCACGAGAACGCAACUGGUACUCUCUAUUCGCUUACCUCCGGACCUGGAACAUCCAUCAAAACACUUUGGAGCAUCCCGUAUGAUGCCGGUGAUGUGAAGAAGCCCGGCUCCUUUGCACGUGGCUCAGGGGCAACCCCGGCACUUCUUGGAGACCAGUAUGUUGCUAUCACGGACAAUGCCAAUGGCCGAGUCAGCCUAGUCGUUUAUCACCAAACAGCGCAGCAUGAGUCUUCGCAGACCAUUUGCAGCGUCCCGUUGUUUGAAUCGGGACUAAGCAAUGUCGACAUCGCACCGCUGACACACGGCGAUGGGAAUACCUAUGGCGUGAUGCUUUGCAACGACUUCAAUGCACCAACGUUGUACUACGUGGAUUCUGGCCUGAAUGGGAAAUUCAAUAACCUAACAGCCAUGGCUCCAGGUGUGAUCCGCGUCGACGUCGCCGCCGAUGGCAGUUCCUGCAAAAUCGCCUGGGAGAACGAUCUCAGGGUCCAGUCUGUUCCAAUUCUUUCCACCCAAAAUGGCCUCGUUUAUGGCUAUACACAGUCGGUGGCCGCGUCUCUAAAGGGUCUGUAUGAAUGGUAUGCUGUCGCAUUUGAUUGGCAAACAGGCAAGGAGGCCUGGAGAGUGCGAGCCGGUGCAGGGGGGACGUACAAUGAUGACUAUCAACCUGGGGCUCUUGGACCAGAUGGAAGUUUCUAUCAAAGCGUGAUUGGGGGAUUGGUCAGGUUCAAAGAUGGCGUAUGA